ACUGACUCAGUAGUAUCUCAGCAGGCAGCCAAACGCCAGCCCUAACACACACACAGAGCAAGAGUGAGGACGUAAAACAAGAGAGUUGCAACUGAGAAGCAAAGAAAUCCUCAUCUAGGCUCUUUUUUUGCACAGUCUUCUGGUUGUUUUGCAUCCUUGAUAUGACCCUGUUCAGCCCAAGAUACAUGAGCAUGAGUGGAGAGCUGAAGUCCAGCCGCUCCAGGGCAGCAAGUAAGAGGGCCAGCAAUACCUCUUACGGAUCUGAGUAUGACCUGGACUACGACAGCUAUCACGACGAUUACUAUGACAGGGUCUAUGAUUACCAGCGUGUGCCGGCAUCCUUAUCUCCUCUUCCACUGGGACCCAGUCUGGCCAAGCGGCCCCGUUCCUCCUCCUAUUCCUCUGGGCACAGACGCAGUCGAGACAGAACCCACUCCAAAAGCUCCAGAGCCCACUCCACCAGUUCAACCACAGCCAAGUUGGGCAUGGAGGAGUUGCAGGUGAUUAAAAAGGAGCUGACUCUGAUAAAGACACAAAUCGAUGGGCUGCUUGACAGUCUUGACAGGAUGGACACACAGAGGAAUGACCACAAAGGGUCUCCCCUGAGAGAGGACAGUCCAGCUGGCUCACCAUACGCUCUGUCAGGCAGCAGCCCUGAGCAUUCCCUCUCAUCCCUCUCCCCACCCAGUUCCCGCCAUCGAAUCCACAGGGAGAGCCCUGAACUUCAGGAGCCUGAUGAUCACACGAUGAACAACCACAGCUCUGAUGCUGAAGAGGAAAUAUGAGGGAGGAAAAUGAGAAGACGUGGAGGACAUGAAUCAAGUGCCAAACACUGAGGAAGAGAACUACAACCAUCAAACUAACACCCGUAUCACAGGCUGUAUUACAUAUCAAAAAACACAAGAUGUUCAGUCAUGUCUGUUUCUGUGACUGUUCUCAGAAAUAAAAUGAAAUCCUGACCUGCCUGACACGUACAUAGCAAAUGUAGCUGAGAACAGAAGAAUUAGGUUGGCUUCUCCAUCAGCAAACCCUUUUCCAGAAAAACAGUUGUGAAAGACUGCUUGAAUCAAGGUGGAGGCAUUCCUGUUGUAAUGUAUGUGUGUGGGUACAUUAACACCAGUAUUCUAGAAUCACCCUAAAUAUCAGAAAAUAAGACAGAACAGGUCUCAAAGUAAAAAUCCCAUUAACAUUUUAUAAUUAAUCUUAAUUACAGUGAAGUCAUUGUCU
Sphaeramia orbicularis (orbiculate cardinalfish) is the source of this 1227-nucleotide messenger RNA. RefSeq names its product RNA-binding Raly-like protein. Gene Ontology annotation, cellular component: nucleus. NCBI's taxonomy places the organism in Eukaryota, Metazoa, Chordata, Actinopteri, Kurtiformes, Apogonidae. The transcript has 7 exons. The record is from RefSeq and is a predicted model, not a curated record. Gene Ontology annotation, molecular function: RNA binding. The coding region runs from base 162 to 785 and encodes 207 amino acids.